Molecule: messenger RNA, 1032 nt
Organism: Linnemannia hyalina
Lineage: Eukaryota; Fungi; Mortierellomycota; Mortierellomycetes; Mortierellales; Mortierellaceae
Source: the annotation of a GenBank genome assembly
AUGACUGCAGAAGAUCACCAACCAAGAUUCACCCCAUCCCAGGAAUGCCGUCCCCCACAACAGCCCGACGCCCUCACAGACUCCCAGACCGAGACCCUCGACGCCCUCCGGUCCCACAUCCACGAGACUGUCGUUAAGACAGAGACUCACCGUCGGUGGGCCGACGACCGUUGUCUUAUCCGUUACCUCAGAUCCAAGAAAUGGAACCUGCAGGAGGCCAAGCAGGCCGUCCAGGAGUCCAUGCUCUGGCGCGAUUCUUAUGGACCUAAUCAACCUGAUAAGGAUGCACUCUGGAUCGAGACUGCGGUGGGAAAGUUGUACGUUUCAGGAUUUGACAUGGAAUCCCGUCCGUUGCUGUAUAUGAAGCCCCGCCUGGAAAAUACCGCAGCGUCGCCCUCUCAGAUCCGUCAUGUUGUCUACCACCUCGAGAUUGCUCUCGCCCUUAUGCCCGAGGGGGUCGAGAAGCUGUGCAUCAUCAUCGACUUUGCAGGAUCGUCCAUGACCAAGAACCCAGGCGUGGCAGUCGCCCGAGAGAUUAUCAAUGUCCUCGGAAACCAUUACCCUGAGCGCCUUGGAAAGGGGUACAUCAUCCAUGCACCAUGGUUCUUCUUCCCAUUCUUCAAGCUGAUCUCGCCCUUCAUCGACCCCGUCACCAAGGAAAAGAUCAACUUUGUCGACAUGAAGAAGCAAAAACCAAAACCAAAAACCAUCAUCUCGGCCCCUUCCUCCGCAGCGGCUUCCGAAAUCGAACUCACCAACGGCGUAUCAUCCUCCGCAGCAUCCACGGCAUCUUCCAAAAAGCCAUCAGCAAACAAGGACAACAAAGACGGAACAUCAACGGAUCAGGUCAACUUGCUGGAUAUGAUUCCUGAGGAUAUGCUAGAACGGGAGUUUGGAGGAUCUUCGGAUUUUGUUUAUAACCAGCAGAUCUAUUGGGAUGCUGCUGAUCGGGUCUUGGCUGAUUCGAGAGCUCGUCUGGAGAAUGGCGCUUCUACAUCCGCGACGACCGCUGUUGUUCAAGAAGCCGCAUAG